AUGGCCCCGCCGCCCCUCGCUCUCGUGUUGUACGGCGACCCAGAGCACAGAUAUGCGCCCGUGGGCGAUUUCUUUUACAGCGCGGAGGCCAAGGAGCUCGUCAGUCGGGCCCUCGGGGCGAGUAGCGCCGAGGUCGACUCGCUGUACUGCCCGCGCGCGCUCGAGCCGGUCGCGCAGAGCGACGCGGACGCCGCCUUUGGUCGGUCCGACGCCUGCGCGGACUGCCCGCGCUGCGGCACGACGCUGCGUGCGGUGCGCGACGGCACGUGGCACUACGCGUGCGCGUCGUGCGCGUGGACGUCGAGGGCCGUCGACCUGGAGGACGGCGAGGACGACCUCCACCUCGCGAUGAAGCUGGCGCAGCGCGAGGCCGAGGCGCCGCGGGCCGCGGCCUUCGCGGCGGCGCUGGCGCGGCUGCGGGCCUCCGGCUUCGGCGGCGCGGGCGCGGAGGGCGCGUCGCGCGACGACGACGCCGAGGCGCGGGCGCUGCGCGACCCGCUGCCGGAGCCGCUGGAGGCGCGCCUGCGGCAGCCCCUCGCGCCGGACGCCCGCCAGCGUUUGGCGCCGACUCGGCCGCAGCUGCGGGCCGCGGUCACGCGCCGCCGCGUCGCCGACGUGGAGGCGGGCCGCGCGGGCAUCCUCCGCAAGCCGCGGCCGCACCCGCUCGACGGCGACUCGUCGGCGGGCGGCGCGGGCGGCCGGCACCGCAAGGACGCGUCCGCGCACCGGACGGUCGGCGGCCGGCGUCCGCCUCCCCCCCCUCGGAGCCCGGGACGUCGCGAGCGCCGUCGACGCGGCCGUCGCACGCAGGUGCCGACGCUGGCGUUCGCGCGGGCGCCGCGCUGGCGGCGCGACGGCGCGGCCGUGGCCUACGAGGUCGUCCUCUUCGUGCGGAACCCGUCGCCCGACGACGCGAUGACGGUAACCAUCCGCCCGCGGCCGCUGCCGGGGCGGAGGCACCUCGUGGCCGACUUCCGCGCGACGCGGUGGCGCGAGGCGUCCCGGGCGUCGACGGCGGCCGUCGAGGUGGCGCUCGCGCCGCGCGACGAGUUCGCCGUGGAUUUGGAACCGGACGCACGGGCGCUGCGCGCGCUCGUCGACGGCGCCCCGAGCGGAUUCGAGGGCGUCCUCGCGGCGACGGGCGCCCGCGCGACGGUCCGGCUCCUGUGUCGCGCGGACGGGGCGGUCGCCGCGGGCGGCGACUGGCACGCCGCGGCGGCGCGCACGUGCGCCGCCCCGAUCGACCGCGUCGCGCUCGGGUUGGCCGUGUCGUGUCGGGUCGCCUCCUUCGGGGCGGCCGUCGUCUUGCCAUGGCCCGGCGGCCUCGCGUCCGAGGCGUGGGAGGUCGCCCGGGGGUGUGCCUGCGUUUUCUGAGCAGACCACCGACGCGACACCCAAUUCCCGGCGCGGGGGCUGCGACGCGAUCAGCGCGUACCCGCAUGAAUAAAUUGUUUACCUGUGCGCCGACGCGGUUUCGUGAAGCGCCGACGCGCAGACCUCGCUGCCAGUGGC
This is a messenger RNA of Pelagomonas calceolata, 1512 nucleotides long. The record is from the annotation of a GenBank genome assembly. Lineage: Eukaryota; Pelagophyceae; Pelagomonadales; Pelagomonadaceae.